Polyodon spathula (Mississippi paddlefish) is the source of this 1746-nucleotide messenger RNA. RefSeq names its product protein FAM98A-like. The record is from RefSeq and is a predicted model, not a curated record. The coding region runs from base 148 to 1167 and encodes 339 amino acids. Gene Ontology annotation, cellular component: tRNA-splicing ligase complex. NCBI's taxonomy places the organism in Eukaryota, Metazoa, Chordata, Actinopteri, Acipenseriformes, Polyodontidae. The transcript has 8 exons.
AUUGGUCGAGCGGGCAAUGGUUUUGUGUUGCGGAAGUCCAGCACAGGGCGUGGUAAUUGCAAUAAUUAUAAUUAUAAUAAUUAUUGCAUUGUCUGCAGCUCCUGGUACCGCCUGACCGGAGCUCGAUCAGAGUUCCCCUGGUUGAUAAUGGCAGGAGAGACGGCGGCGAGGCUCCGGAUUCUCGGGUACCCUGGCUCGCUGGGUGAGCCCUCGGCUCUUGACGCGGCGCUGGAUGCGGGUGCGAGGAGUGUGGAGUUUACUGGCCUAUGCAGCUGGUUGGUUUCACAGCUGAAGAGUGUGUGUCCCUCCAUUGAGGAGAGCAUUAGCCCAACACAGGGUCCGGAGGAGGCGGACAGCUUUCAGCUGGAGGCGAGCGGAGUGGUCAGCGAGCUGCACUGCCCCUACACAGCCCUGACCACUGGAGAAGUGACCACACGACUGACCAGCAGGGACAACUGUCUCAACCUGCUGCGGUUCCUAAUGUCAGAGCUGCAGGCGGCGCGUGUCCUGAAGGUGGCAGACCCCCCCCCAGUGGAGACGGACAGAAGAGGAGACGGAGGGAGGGCCAGAGGGGAGAUUCAACUCAUCUGUCAGGCCCUGGAGAUCGAACCCAAGUCCCUCCACAACCCAGCCCUGCUCACUGAGGUUCAGAACAUGGUGUCCCUGCGUCUCCACGCUCUCCCUGACAGUGGGGUGAUGAACCCUCUUCUGAAGAGGCAGCUGAACUCUGAGCUCUGGGGUCGGCUGGCUGCAGUGAGCCAGGCUCUCCGGGUGGAGUACGAGUGCCGCAUGCGCAUGCUGAUCAAACGCUUCCAGGUCACCGUGCAGUCCUUCCACUGGGGAGAGCGGGGCGAGUCCCGCAGUUCCUCCAUGUCCUCAGUGAUCUUCCCUCUCGAAGCUGCCCUCUUGCCCGUCUCCCUGGUGUCUCUGUCCCACCUGCUAGCUGCUCGCGAGGACACGUCCCGCAUUGUGAAGACAAGCAGCGGGUCGUCCCGACUGGGGACAAGCUGCGCCGUCAACAAGAUUCUGAUGGGCAGUGUUCCUGAUCGGGGGGGCCGCCCCGGGGAGAUAGAGCCCCCCAUGCCAUCCUGGGAGAGGCGCAGAGGAGGGGGGCGUCCGCAGCACCAGCAGAGGAGACUCCCAGGAAAGAAGAGGAAAGACAAGUAAAGGUGCAAUCCCUUUCCAGAACACCGGGUGGCAGCAGAGUCUCAUCCACAGUAAUUCAGUAAUGGGAGGCUGUGUCUCACAAAGUUAUAUAUAGAUCGUUAAUUUUCCCUCGUUUCAUUAUACAAUUUGGUACAAAAAUGAAUGAAAAACUGUAGAAUGUAUUUUUAUUGUAAUAAAUUUCUGCAGUGUGUUUGGAGCGAGUUUCAGUCAGUAAUUUGUCAAGCUACAGAUUCGUUUAGUUUAGGGUGGAGGAACCUGGGCUUCUCGCAUGUUUAAUAAACUUUAUGAUUUUUUUUUAUUUUUAUUUUUUCGUGGCUAUGCAGUCACGUUACGUUUUUAAGUACAUUUAGGGUUACCAGAUUUCCAGAGUGGGGGGAGAAAGUCGAGAGACUGAGCGCGAGUCUGAGGGGAGUUCAGAGAGUCGCCGUGAAAGAAAAUAAGUAAAGCCAGGUGUUAUUAAAUCUGAGUUAUUUCUAGAAUGUCUAAUUUUAUGUAAAGUUAUAUAUUUUAUAUAUGUUAUACAGCGUUAUAUGGAAGUAGAGGAGUAGUUUAGGACAGUAUAGGGACGUCUUUUGUGGU